Rattus norvegicus (Norway rat) is the source of this 4845-nucleotide messenger RNA. NCBI's taxonomy places the organism in Eukaryota, Metazoa, Chordata, Mammalia, Rodentia, Muridae. The record is from RefSeq and is a predicted model, not a curated record.
GGAGCCGGACGCGAUUCGGUCAAUGCCUGACUCUGAGCGCCGCAUCCGGGUGCAUCCUAGCCGAGGUCCGCCCACUGCAAGGGGCGGGGAGCGUCCUCUGCGGACCUUUGGGCCUCUGCGGCCUCCGUUCCCAGCCUGAUUUGAAGGCGGCACAGAAACUACCGCGGAAGAACUUCUUGCAUCCCUGCUGACCAUGGAGUUCGACUGUGAGGGCGUGAGGCGGCUGCUAGGCAAGUACAAGUUCAGGGAUCUGACUGUAGAGGAGCUGAAGACCGUGAACAUGUCUUUCCCGCACUUCAGAUACUCCAUGGACACCUACGUUUUCAAAGACACUUCCCAGAAAGACCUGCUGAAUUUCACCGGUACGAUUCCUGUGAUGUAUCAGGGUAAGACGUACAACAUACCCAUUCGCUUCUGGAUUUUGGAUUCCCACCCUUUUGCUCCGCCCAUUUGCUUCUUGAAGCCAACUGCAAACAUGGAAAUCUCCGUUGGAAAACAUGUGGAUGCCAAAGGCAGAAUAUACUUGCCCUAUCUCCAAAAUUGGAGCCAUCCCAAAUCUGUCAUUGUUGGAUUAAUUAAGGAAAUGAUCGCCAAGUUUCAAGAGGAGCUUCCUCUCUAUUCUGUGCCAUCGUCCAAUGAAGCACAGCAGGUGGACUUGCUGGCCUAUAUCACAAAAAUCACUGAAGGUGUCUCAGACAUUAAUUCAAGGGGCUGGACAAAUCAUGAGAAUAAAAUACCCAAUAAAAUCACUGUGGUUGGAAGUGGGGAUUUGGGCAUUGCUUGCACGUUGGCGAUUUCGGCAAAGGGCAUUGCAGACAAGCUGCUCCUUUUAGACCUCUCAGAUGGGACUAACCAAGGGACGAUGGACCUUGAUAUCUUCAACCUGCCGAAUGUAGAGAUCAGCAAAGAUCUGUCUGCCUCUGCUCAUUCCAAGGUGGUGAUCUUCACAGCCAACUCUUUGGGUGGUUCUGAGUCCUACCUGCAUGCAGUACAGAGUAAUGUGGACAUGUUCAGAGCUCUCGUUCCAGCUCUGGGACAUUACAGUCAGCAUGCUGUCUUGCUUGUUGCCUCUCAACCAGUGGAGAUCAUGAGCUACGUGACGUGGAAGCUGAGCACAUUUCCCGCAGCCAGAGUGAUGGGGAUUGGCUGCAAUCUGGACUCACAGAGAUUACAGUACAUCAUCUCGAGCGUUCUGAAGGCACAGACUUCAGGCAAAGAAGUGUGGGUGGUUGGUGAACAGGGAGAAAACAAAGCUUCAGCUGCCAUUCUGCCAGGUGUUCUGCCAGGUGUUCCGCACUAGCCAGAUGGACGCUUGCAGUGGUCCAUGCACUCUCAUUGCAUCUGCUGCUUCCUUUUCACGACCACCCAUUCACUUAGCUAGUUCCUGCUUACCUCCAGAAAGCACUCCAGAUUAGGUAAGUUCAUGCAUGUGUUAUAAGCAUUAGCAUACCGUGUUGUCCUCACAUCUGUUGUACCAUCAUUGCCAUGUUAUUUACAUGCCUGUGCUUCACAAGACGACCAUCUCCUUCAGCCCAGGAUGCUCUGUCCAUUUUGGAUUGAACAAAUGAUCCUGACACCGCCCUGUUGUAACCAAAAAUCAAUCACUUAUUCUGCAUCAAAUUAGCAGAACAUUUGCUUAAGAGCUACUGUUUUUUAACUGUGCUAUUGAAAUCAUAUAUAAAGCAAAAAUUACUGCACUAGUAUUUCAGCAGUCUGAAGGCUGGAUCUCGGAGUGUGUUAUCCCUUUUGGCACGGGUUUAGUGUUAUAUAUAAUAGGAAAACACAAUUGUAAAGGCAGAAUUUUUACUUCAUUCAUUUUUACCAGAUAGGGUCUCAUAUAUACAGCAUAGCAUUAAACUUGCUAUAUGGCUGAGAAUGACCUUUGAACUUCUGAUCCUCCUUCCCUGCCCCGCUGAGUGCUGGGAUUGCAGGUGUGUGUCAGCACACUCCAUUACGAUUACCCAGUGCUGAGGGUUGAAUCCAGGGCUUCAUACAUGCUAAGCCAGCACUCUGCAGACUAAAUUGUAAUCCCUGUCCCCAGUGGGCUUUUUUUCAUGAACAUUCUUGGACCUCUCUUUGAGGACUGGAAUAGAAGAUGAAGAUGAUCGAGUGCACUGUUUUGAAUGUCUUAAGCAAGGAUAGCUCUACAUUAGGGCCGUAAAGUGCUGGGCAGUAAAACAGAAAGUUAAGUAGUUAAGGGCAUCCUGGCCUACUUCACUGCAUUCCAGGUAGAUCUGAACUCUAAACCUUUUCUCUUUCAGUUAUGACGCAUGGCUUGUAUAGAGGAAAGGUCCAUAGGGCUGGAGAGGUGCCGCAGGGGUUAAGAGCACUUGUUGCUCCUGUAGAGGACUCGGGCUUGAUGAUGGCUCACAGCUGCUGGGAACUCCAGUUUCAGGGGCUCUGAUGCUCUUUUCUGGCCUCUUUGGGCAUUGUAUGUAUGCAUAUACAUAGAUUUAGGCAACACACUCAUAAAUACGUCUUAAAAAUGGGCUGGAGAAAUGCUUCAAAGGUUAAGAGCACUGGCUGCUCUUCGAGAGGUCCUGAGUUCAAAUCCCAGCAACCACAUGGUGGUUCACAACCACCUGUAAUGAGAUCUGAUGCCCUCUUCUGCCGUGUUGAAGACAGCUACAGUGUACACGCACACACACACACACACACACACACACACACACACACACACAUAUAAUAAUUCUUUAAAAAACUAAACAACAGUGCAAAAAAGAAUAUGAGACUCCUACUUAUCCAUUUGUCCUAUCUUAACUUGUACAUAAUGGCAGUGUGCUCAUAAUUUUCUGAUUCUUUUUUUUUUGUUUGUUUGUUUUCGGUUUUUUGUUUUGUUUUGUUUUGUUUUGUUUUUUUCUUUUCUUUUUUUUGGAGCUGGGGACCGAACCCAGGGCCUUGCACUUGCUAGGCAAGUGCUCUACCACUGAGCUAAAUCCCCAACCCCAAUUUUCUGAUUCUUUUAUCUCCUUUGUGAAUCUUUGUUAUGCCUACCUUGCUAUAUUUAUUCAUCACUGUAUUUCAGUUAGCAAAUGUUCUCCAUGUCCAGUUUUUAAUUAUUGCUAAUAUAGUAAUAAUAUAGCAGAACCCUUAAGUAUUUAAUUCUUAUAUAACCCUUCUAAGCAGAACGUUUUAAACAAUUUCUUGGGCUUGGCAUGGUGAUAUACACCUUUCAUCCCAGUCUGGGGAAGCAGAGACAGGAGGAUCCUGGGAGUCCAAGGUCAGCCUGCUCUAUAAAAGUGGUUCCAGGCCAUCCAGUAAUAUACAGAGAGACCCAAACAAACAAACAACCCCAACAAAACCCCAGCAAAAAUAAAUAAUAGAAACUUUCUUAGCCUUCUCUGUGCAUUUAUAUUUUUCCUGGGUUUGUGCUCUUUCUCACUUGCAUUAAAAGGUUGUGGUUUUUUUGUUGUUUGCUUUGGAGGUGGAGACAACAGGGUUGAGUGUGAUGGUGGAGCACCUGCCCAGACUGAGCAGGGCCCUAGGUCAGUCCGAGCAUUACGAAAAGCUUGAAACGUGCCCGUGUUUUUUGCCUUAACUAUUGCCAGUCUUUUCCCUUUGUUAACAAAUAACGAUCUUGAAUGGUGUGUGGGGUUGAUUGUGCAUCAGCUUCUGUGUCCUCACCACCAGAAUAGAGAAUAUAUUGGAAAGGACACAAAAGAGGAACGAGUGGCCCCUGCAACAAAGCCAGUCAGUCAGUCAGUCAGUCAGUCAGUCAUCUUGAAGAAGGGAGGUGCCCUGAUCCUGUCAGUGACCGAAUGAUCCGUGUUUUGUUUUGAUUUGGUUUUUUUUUUUUUUCUUUUUUUCAGAGCUGGGGACCAAACCUAGGCAAGCACUCUACCACUGAGCUAAAUCCCCAACCCCCUUGUUUUGGUUUUAAAUGCAUUUUAGAGUGUGAAUCUUAGACAUAAGAUACACUUCUUGUGCGUUUUGCUUUACCUAUCCCAAAACAAAAUUAUAUAAAAAUGCCUUUAUAUAGAUGAAUACUAGAUUAAUGUUGCAAUUUUAGGUCACUAUUAAAAAGCGGCACAAAUAUCCGGUGUGUGGGUGCUGUGGGUGCUUCCGAUGCAGCUCUGGCCUUGGCAAAGUUCAUGUGUGGCAUAUGCAGGGAGAUUUUAGGUCCCAUCAUGCUUUAAAAACAGCAGCUGGUUUGUUCUGAAUCAGAUAUUUUGAUUGUCUUACAUGCACUGUGGUUAGAGGAUGUGGGUAAUCUGGAAGGUGUUGCUUCAAUUGCAGCUAUAGAAAUUCCAUUGCAAAAUUGGUCACCAAGUUAUUCUUCAAAUUAGUCAGUGUGCUUCCCAGCAGAGUAGAUGUUAAGUGCUCAGACCACCUGGAAGCCUGUUAUCCGCAGCCCUCUGAGGAAACAGCUCUUCCCACAUGAACAGUAAAUUGACCUUUGUGUGGACCUGUUGCUGAUGAGUGAGAACAGGUAAGGAGGCCACAAGUGACUUUUGGAAUCACAGUUUUAGGAGAUGUAGGCUUAAAGGCUUUCUCGUCUCAACUCGGAAAGUCCAGUGUCAUCAGUGGGAAAGUAACUGUUGAAAAACCUUAAAAGGAUCAUGUCCCUUGGCCACAGAAGGCCAGUUGUUGCUUGCUUCCUUCCUUUCCUUUUUCUUUUCUUUCUUUCUUUUUUUUUUUAAUUAGACAGGGUCUCACCAUGUAGCCGCCUUAACAGUCCUGGAACUUGUUAUGUGGAUCAUGCUGGCCUCAAACUCAAGGAGCUCUGUCUUCCUGCCUCUGCCUCCUGAUGGCUAUGAUUAAAAGCUUAAGCCACCGUUCCCAGCCAUUUGUCACAGGUUUGUCUUAAGAAAAAUACUGGCAAAACGUAACUGUGUCUUUGUUUAA